AUGGAAGAUCACGAGCAGUCUCGAAAUGCUUGGAUCACUAAAGAUGAUCCGAAGUUGGUAUCGGGUAAACAUAAAGAUAUGUUUGAUGAUAUAUUAGAUGAUAGAAGACAUUCCAGUGAUUUCAGAUGGUUUACUAGAUCCCGAGAUGUACCCAAUUUUAAACUGAAUAAACCACGAUCACCAGAUGAGAUUAAAGAACAUGUAAUGAACAGUGAUAGAGUUAAAUAUGCCAUUGAACAGGUCUGUAAAGAAAGCAAUCUACCAUUAUCUGAAGUCACUAUUCAAGCUAAAUCUAUCCUGGACGAAAUGGCGCAUAAUUUACGUCUAGGAGCUGUCAGAUCAUUCGCCUAUUUUCUGAUUAAAGCUAUGAAGAAAUUAUUUAAAAGAAUAUAUGUAAAUGAUGAAGGUGUACAGAAGGUUCGUGAGAUAAUCAAAGACUACCCAGUACUAGUUAUGCCUACUCACAGGAGUUAUUUAGAUUUUUUAUUAGUUUCCUUUAUAUUCUAUAAUUAUGAUCUUCCUCUACCAGCUAUAGCUGCUGCCAUGGAUUUUAUGGGUAUGAAAUUCUUUGGAUGGUUAUUAAGAAAUUGUGGAGCGUUUUAUAUCCGAAGAAGUUUUGGUGAUGAUCAGUUAUAUUGGGCUGUAUUUACCGAAUACGUUCAAACACAGAUAGCUAACGGUGAUAAUCCUGUAUCGUUCUAUGUUGAAGGAACGAGGAGUAGAACACAGAAAUCAUAUGCACCACGAUUAGGAAUGUUACAAGCAUCAUUAGAAACAUAUUUUAAAUCUCAUACACCAGAUAUAAUGAUAAUACCUAUCAGUAUAAGCUAUGAUAGAGUGUUAGAAGAAAGUCUUUAUGCGUAUGAAUUAUUAGGUGUACCUAAACCUAAAGAAUCUACUUCAGGAUUAUUAAAAGCAAGAAGUAUACUUCAGGAAGAUUUUGGAUGUGUUCACAUGUUUUUUGGUGAUCCUAUUUCUAUAAGACAAUAUUCUGAUGGUAAAGUUGAUAGAAGUUCACAUAAUUUAGCUCCCAGAUAUAUAGCUAGUCUGUCACAAGAAGAACAAGAAUUAAUCAGAAGUUUAAGUCAUCAUAUUAUAUUAAAACAUCAGAAGAACAUGGUUAUCUCCCCCUGGUCAUUGAUUGCUAGUAUUUUAGUACAGUGUAAAGAAGGUAUCACUAUAUCACAGUUAAUAAAAGAAGUAGAAUGGCUCAAAAGACAAGCCUCUAGUAUUGGUGGAUAUAUUGACUGGCCUGGUAAUGAAACUGCUGAAGCUGUUACCAGACAUAGUAUAGCAUUACACAGUAAUAUAGUACGAGUUAGUGAGGAAGAUAUAGUAGAGUUAUUACAUAUACCAAGGGUAUCUACCAAUAAAACAGACCCAUUAUUUCAGACUGCAGCUCAACAUAUAAUGUUAUCACUGUAUCGUAAUCAAUUGAUGCAUAUCUUCGCUAGAGUUGCAAUUAUAUCUAGUAUAUUAAACGGCUGUAGAGAGUCCACAUUGUCAAUAGAUGAUCUGUAUACAAGUUACACAUUUCUAGAGACUUUGUUAAACAGAGAUUUUAUAUUUCAACCAGGGCAUUCUAAAAUAGAUUUUGAACAGGCAUUAUUAACUCUGACCCAUAGUUGUGGUGUAAUAGUUGAAAAUAAACAGGUUUUAGUGGAGAAAUCUGUAAAUAAACAUACUACUUACUUUAGUCAGAUGUUUGAACCUUUCUUAAUAGGUUAUUGGAUUCUGUGUCGUUAUUUAUUAUCAAUGGAUCCUAAUGUUCAUGGUAAACCAUUAUCUAAACCUCCAAAAUCUAUUAUAAAAGAUGCCCAGUCAUUGAGUGCUAGAUUAAUAACUGAAGGUGUGAUACGACAUUAUGAAGUUCUCUCUCUAGACAUGAUGAACAAUGCUUUGAACUCUUUUUAUUUUAUGGGUGCUGUAAGAAAAGAAAAAAGAGAUGGUAUAACCUAUAUGUAUCCAAGUAUGACACCUCUAUCACAAAUUACACAGCAACUAGUAAAAUGUGUAGAUGUUCCACCAUUACCCAGUGUUAGUAUUAAUGUUGAUGCUAAAACAGUGACAGUAAAUGCCAAAUUAUAA
Messenger RNA from Lottia gigantea (owl limpet), 2088 nucleotides. RefSeq lists its product as hypothetical. The transcript has 14 exons. Gene Ontology annotation, molecular function: glycerone-phosphate O-acyltransferase activity. The coding region runs from base 1 to 2088 and encodes 695 amino acids. The record is from RefSeq and is a predicted model, not a curated record. Gene Ontology annotation, cellular component: mitochondrial membrane; peroxisomal membrane. Lineage: Eukaryota; Metazoa; Mollusca; Gastropoda; Lottiidae. Gene Ontology annotation, biological process: ether lipid biosynthetic process.